Cucurbita moschata (crookneck pumpkin) is the source of this 1490-nucleotide messenger RNA. RefSeq lists its product as uncharacterized. The transcript has 5 exons. NCBI's taxonomy places the organism in Eukaryota, Viridiplantae, Streptophyta, Magnoliopsida, Cucurbitales, Cucurbitaceae. Gene Ontology annotation, cellular component: chloroplast. The record is from RefSeq and is a predicted model, not a curated record. The coding region runs from base 91 to 1038 and encodes 315 amino acids.
UUUUUUGGAAAUUUGUAAAUUUAUGAAAUUGGAGGGAGGGAGGGUCGUGAACGGAAUCCGACAUUGAGCAACAGAGCUCGAGAAGAAUCCAUGGUGGCCAUUUCCCUUUACAGAGGGAACCUCCACAGGGUCCCCGAUGUGCCUCGUCGCUGGCUUAUGCCGAUCCACAACAUUUCUAUUAGAGACUUCAAAUCCCUUCUGCACCGUCGUUCAAAAGCCCUCUCUCGCCUCUUCGCCACCGCCUCUUCUUCUCCGGCUAAAGUUUCUACUUCCCCUAACUCUAAUCCUAAUUCGAAUUCUUCAAUUAAACCAGACGGUGAAGGACUCAGAAAUAAUGCGUCUGCUCCUGAGGUGCCAUUGGAAACUGAAAGGGUUAGUGUUGGUGAUGAAAGACCUUCUCCGCAUAUUAAGAAGAGGAAGAAGUCGGACAUUGGCGAUGAUUGUUUGGGAAAAUCAGCCGAAGGAUUUGAUUGUGUGAAUGGCCCGAGACCUUGUUUUGCCGAGCAAGGUUCUGAUCCAGUGGAAAAUAGUGGCGCGCAUUCUAACCAGGAAAAUCAUGCUGUAUUAGAAAACCCUAACGAAGAGGCAAAUGAGGAGGAUUUGUUAGAUGUCGAGGAGAACAGGAAAAAGGAAGUUGAAGAGAAGUUAAAAGUUUUGAAUGAGACAAAACAUAAUCUUGUGCAAGUGUUAAAACAGAUCUUCCAUGUGGAAGAGGAAGUAAAAAGGCGUAGGAGUUUGCAAGGGACAGAAAUUCGCGCUUCUGCUCCUCCUCUUCAAGCGGAUGCCUCAGCCGAUACGGGGUCGAUGACCAGACCGCUUUCUCCUAGGGUAGCCACAGAAGUGAAUGCUAAUGGAGAUACUGAAGGUGGAGAAGCUGAUGAUCUUUUGAACCAGAAUGUUCUUUCUCGUCAGAUGGUUCGGAACUGCAGUACGUCGCCUUCUUCAGAGUCUCCUCUUAGAAGGCCUGCCCACAUACAACCUAAUAUGCUUCAGAGUUCUAGGCGAUUCUUUGGUGGGUUGCAUUCUGUGUCAGUCUAGAUGUCUACCGAGAAAAAAUGGCUCGCAUCCAUCUCGAACAAAUUUGAGCGUUACUGGGAGUCCAUCGUGUUUACCUCCGGGCGGGCAAUCUGGGCUUCCUCCAAACCUGCCCACACUAUCUGUAUCUGGAACCAACUACAUUGCAUCCUCACAUUCUCCUGCAGCAUCUGGGGGCAUUUCAGUUCUCAGAGAUGCUCGGCAGCCUAGCCCAUGGAAUUAGAGGUCGUCUCAGUAAUUCACAUUGAUGAGUUCGUUUUGAUUCUCGACUUCCUGGUUUGGCAGAGCAAAGUGAGUUCUAAGACUAGUUUCAUGAUGUAUAGUCAGGUAUGAUGAUCUACCCAGCUGCAAGUUUGCAUUUGGGAUAACUCAUAACAUCGUCCCGCUGGUGUUUUUGUAUUUUUAUCAAGUAUAUCACUGGUACAAAACUGUAAGGAUGUUCGCUCCUUCACUUU